AAAGCUACCGCCUGGUCCGUACUCCAUAGCUUGCUUUCACUCUCUCCUUCCCUUCCUUCCUACACCCGCUCGUCACCCUAUCCGUGACAUCUACUCCCGAGCUGGUACGCCCUAUGGUCUACCCAAAGGCUCGAACUUCUUGAUCCAUCUAUACCAUCCUUUGAUUGCGACGGAACUGAUAGGAACAUAAAACUCUCAUCACUGUCCAUCGAACGAGCUGGACCAAGCUACGAUUUCCGUUCGUGGUUAAAAGGCAAACAGAGCGAAUUCGCAAGUAUAUCAUCUCUGAGCGACCGCUCCUCUACCAUGUCGUUUAACUUUGGGGCUCCCAGUUCGACACCGACCUCGAGCGGUCAGUCGAACCCGGCCACCUCUGCCCCAGCCUCUGGAGCCGUCUUCGGAGCUGCGACCGGCACCCCUUCAUUCUCCUUUGGCAACCUGGGCGGGCCCUCGAACAACAAUACCGCUGGUGGCUCCGGCACAAGCAAUUCGGCCUCGGGGGGAUCUCUUUUUGGGAACAGCUCUGCUCAGAAGCCUGGAGGUCUAUUCGGCAAUGCCGGUACUACCCCUGCAGCCUCUGGCGCCACUGGAUCUUCGAGCACUCCAACUACAUCUGGUAGUCUAUUUGGAAACGCCGCUGCGUCUACUCCGAGCACAUCUGCACAAGCAUCCGGAGGCCUCUUCAGUAAUACGUCAGGUGCUGGUUCAACCGCGACUGGGGGAUCCUCGCUUUUCGGUGGUACCGGGAAUGCCACUUCUGGUUCGAACCCGAGCCUUUUCGGAGGAGCUGGGAAUACUAAUACUUCAACAUCCUCUGGUGGGUUGUUUGGUUCUCAGGCCACGAGCCAGGCGCAGUCUACUGGCUUGACGGCGCCUUCGGCUGGCGGGCGGUUCGGAAAUCCAACAUCGCCCGCCGCCAACACACAGCAACAAGCUAGCACAACUCCCACCACGCAAGCAACUCCCGCAAAGAGCCUGUUUGCUCAGCCGUCUACUACCCCAGCCGGAGCGCCUCCGACGGAUGCGUCCAAGCCCGCCGCGGGGGGUCUCUUUGGAUCUGCCCCUUCCGCAACGACCACUCAAGCUGUCCCAUCCAGCCAGCCUACAACCUCGGGCGCUUCGCUUUUCGGCAAUACUUCCACGGCCGGCGCACAGUCGACAGGUGGCGGUUUGUUCGGCCAGAAGCCUGCUGCUACUACUACAUCAUCUGGCGGCCUCUUCGGCAAUCAACAGUCGACUCCGUCUACCCAGCCAGCUGCUGCGUCAUCUGGCGGUUUGUUCGGCGCCAGACCUGCUACAUCCACGCCCGCUGCCUCGGCUCCUGCUACUAGCACUGCAGGUGGUCUUUUCGGCAACGCUGCCUCGUCCGCUGCCCCUGCAACUACGACGGCGGCGACGUCUGGGGGUCUCUUUGGCAACAAACCAACUACCACGCCUGCAAGCGCCCCCGCUACUGCUGCACCCGCCACGUCAUCUCUGUUCGGAAAUCAGAGCUCCUCGACAACGCAAGCCAAACCUGCCAGCGGUGGUCUCUUCGGUGCUGCGGCAACCACGGCCUCGUCACAACCUGCGACCACCACCACGUCCGCCCCCGCGACAUCGACGACAACCGCUUCAACUCCUGCAACGACGGCUGCGUCCGGGGGUGGAGCCAAGCCUUCAACCACCGCUCUAGGCGCGAGCAUCGCUCAGAACGCCACAACGGCUUCAGGCAAUGCCUUGGGCGCCUCGACGACCGGACCUCCCUCUCAGUUGCCUCGCCUGAGGAACAAGUCGAUAGACGAUGUGCUAACUAAGUGGGCUUCCAACCUUUCCAAGUACCAAAAGGAAUUCAAACGAUACGCCGAAGAGGCAUCCAGCUGGGAUCUCACACUCGUCAACAACGGCGAGAAGGUUCAAAAGCUUUACCUUAAUACUUUCGAGGCGGAGAAGGCGAGCCAUGAGAUCGAGCGUCAGCUCCAGGCCGUGGAAAGUCAACAGGAUGAGCUUGAGGAAUGGCUCAACCGGUAUGAGAAUGAGGUCAAGGAAAUGUUCUCUCGCCAGAUGGGCCAGGGCGAGGCCCUUGCAGGCCCUGAUCAGGAGCGGGAACGCACCUACAAGCUGGCUGAGAAACUGACCCAGCACCUUGAUGAGAAGAGUCGGGAUCUGUCCAAGAUGGUCAAGGAGAUCAAUGAGAUCUCUGGCACCUUGAGCAAGGGCACCAUGCCAGAGGAUCCGCUGAGCCAAAUCGUCCGGGUUCUGAACGGUCAUCUCUCGCAACUCCAGUGGAUCGACCAGAACGCAGCUGCACUUCAAGCCAAGGUAUCGGCGGCCCAAAAGUCGAGCAACAACCUCGGCGCUCAAUAUGGAGCCGAGAGCGAUGCUGCCGAGGGCUUCUAUCGCUCCUACAUGGGCAGGCGAUAGAAGUGUGCUUCUGUGUUAACAAAGCCCGGAUGAAACAGAGAUGCGCAACGGGAAGGCUACAUGGAGGUUUUGUCAAAGUGAAACACUGUCUGUCCAUUGAGAGGAAUGGGCUGCACUCGAGGUGCCCUUGAUGAUCAUAUCUACUGUACAUUACUUCGCUAGUUGCGGCAAUACGCAAUUGUCGCAGCCGCAUUCCCAUGGAGAAAACUCAUGUGAUCAGAACAGUUCGGGCUGGUUUCGGCGUCCGAUCCUUCCUUCCCCCUUGUGUUACAGUAGCCUGUUCUCUUCGUGG
Molecule: messenger RNA, 2695 nt
Organism: Sodiomyces alkalinus F11
Lineage: Eukaryota; Fungi; Ascomycota; Sordariomycetes; Glomerellales; Plectosphaerellaceae
Exons: 2
Coding region: 307-2403 (698 amino acids)
Biological process (GO): RNA export from nucleus; protein import into nucleus
Cellular component (GO): nuclear pore; nuclear pore central transport channel
Molecular function (GO): phospholipid binding; structural constituent of nuclear pore
Source: RefSeq, a predicted model, not a curated record